This is a messenger RNA of Hippopotamus amphibius kiboko, 852 nucleotides long. RefSeq names its product aurora kinase A interacting protein 1 (gene AURKAIP1). The record is from RefSeq and is a predicted model, not a curated record. Lineage: Eukaryota; Metazoa; Chordata; Mammalia; Artiodactyla; Hippopotamidae. Gene Ontology annotation, cellular component: mitochondrion. Gene Ontology annotation, biological process: mRNA processing. Bases 180 to 779 code for a protein of 199 amino acids. The transcript has 4 exons.
UGAGUUUCCUGGCCGCGUUUGGCGAGGAUAGGCGUGCGGGCUCCGGAGGCAGCCGAGGCGGCCGCGGCCGCCUGGGGCUCGGGGCCUGAGACCCGAGCGUCGGCACCACCCGCGCGGGGGGCUCCUCGGGGUGCAGCUAGGCUCAGGGAAGCUCCGCUGACCGCCGCCGCGCGCAGACCAUGUUCCUGGUGCGCCUGACUCGCCAGCUGCUCAGGGCCGUUCCCCGGGCAGGCUGCAGUGGGCCCUGGCCUGUCUCCGCGGUGCUGGGCAGGCAUGCCUGCAGGGCUCACUACAGCACGCAACCAACAGGCCCGAGUGGGGUGGUCUCCCUCCCUGGCAAGCGGGUCCACCUGGAACUUGAGGAGAUGCUGGUUCCCAGGAAGAUGUCCAUCAGUCCCCUGGAGAGCUGGCUGACCGUUCGCUACCUUCUACCCAGACUGGACACUGGGGCCCCAGGGACUGUGUCUCCGGCCCAACUCUAUGAGUGUCCGCCUAGCCAGGCGGGGGAAAGGAUCGAGCAGGGGAGUGAGGAGGUCUGGCACCUACGCCAGAUGCAGUGCAAAAACGUGCUCAAGAUCCGCCGGCGGAAGAUGAAUCAUCACAAGUACCGCAAGCUGGUCAAGAGGACUCGGUUCCUGCGGCGGAAAGUCAGGGAAGGACGCCUGAAACGGAAGCAGAUGAAGUUCGAGAGAGACCUGAGGCGCAUCUGGCUGAAGGCGGGCCUGAAGGAAGCUCCUGCAGGCUGGCAGACCCCCAAGAUCUACCUGAAGGGCAAAUGAGUCUCGUGGCUCUCCCCAGCCUCUGUUGUUGAUGAUGACCCGUUGCAAUAAAUACUCAGAGAACGCAACCGUC